AUGCGUUCACUCUUGUUGAUUCUGGCGACUGUAUCGGUGUGCAGUGUGGUCGUGUGCUUCGACAUGAUCGUGGGUGACACCGUGCACAGGAAGAUGGUGUUCCAUCAGAGGGUCAAGGAGUUUCCGAUACCGUUCAAGAAGCGAAUAAAGUCCCUCUCCUACAGCGAUCCGGAGAAACGGAUUAUAAAGGGUGUUGCUGCCAUCGACAACGAUUUCUCUCACGCGAGCGCCAACAUCACUGAAGGAGGUGUUGGCUAUUCGUUCGUGACCGUCAGAAUGAAGAGUCAGAGGCAUCACCCUCUGAACUUCGAGGUGGAAAUAUACGUC
This is a messenger RNA of Iphiclides podalirius (scarce swallowtail), 327 nucleotides long. Lineage: Eukaryota; Metazoa; Arthropoda; Insecta; Lepidoptera; Papilionidae. The record is from the annotation of a GenBank genome assembly.